Mya arenaria is the source of this 6051-nucleotide messenger RNA. RefSeq names its product multidrug resistance-associated protein 1-like. Gene Ontology annotation, cellular component: membrane. Bases 103 to 4725 code for a protein of 1540 amino acids. The transcript is spliced from 30 exons. Lineage: Eukaryota; Metazoa; Mollusca; Bivalvia; Myida; Myidae. Gene Ontology annotation, biological process: transmembrane transport. Gene Ontology annotation, molecular function: ATP binding; ABC-type transporter activity; ATP hydrolysis activity. The record is from RefSeq and is a predicted model, not a curated record.
GUGUUUACGGAUGAAUGAAGAUGUAGAUAACAAUAGCUUGUGCAAUGAGCACUCCUAAAUGUCAACCAAAUAAAUUUGACCCCACGUGUUGUAUUUUCAAGAAUGGAUAAGUUCUGUGGUGGCGAACAGUUGUGGAACACAACUCUGACCUGGGGAAACUCCCAGACAUACCCUAGCUUUACAGAAUGUUUCCAAAACACCGUCCUGGUUUGGAUCUCUUCUGGCUGGUUGCUGCUAGCAUCAUUAUUCUACAUGCCAAAACUACUGUCCUUACCACGACGACCACUGCCGAAUAGUCGUCUUUAUCUUGCAAAAUUGGUUCUUGGAAUUCUUCAGAUUAUAAUCAUCGUCAUUGAACUGGUGUACGGAGCAUCAGAACUGAACAGAAAACAUGAGACAUACUUUCAGGCAUAUUUUCUUGGACCUUUUAUUGAAGGUCUUUCAUUGAUACUGGUUCUAGUAUAUAUUGAGUUGGAGCGAAGAAAAGGGCAGAUAUCAUCAGGCAUUAUAUCUGUAUACUGGACCUUGGCGAAUAUUACUUACAUCAUUCCAUUCUACAAGAAACUUUUUGAAAAGGAAUACAGCACCUUUCCCCUCGGAUUUGUGGUUUUCAACAUUUACUUCCUGCUGAGUUUAAUACAGCUAGUUUUGUGCUGUUUUGUGCAUCAUAUACCUGCAGGUCAGGGAAAGAAGCCAUGCCAAGAAUCCAGAGUUUCUUUUUUCUCAAGAAUAUAUUUCCAGUGGAUUCAGAGCCUUGUUGUUGCCGGUUACAAAAAACCUUUAGUGGAAGAUGACAUGUUUACUUUAAACACUGAAGACCAGUCUGCAAAUGUGAUAAAGCCCUUUGAAAAGAUUUGGAAAGAAGAGAAAACAAAGUUCUUGUUAAAGAAGAGACCCAAAAGAAGAUCUUUUAAUGGUGCCAGAUCUGUGCAGUUUGAAGUCGGAGGGAGUUCUUCAGAAUUUGAAAUAUCCGAGACAACCCCGCUGUUAACUACUACCUCUUCUGGUGGAGCGUCUAAUAAGAAAAAGCAAAAUGCAGGAGUCUCUUUGUACAAGGUUAUUUUUCGGACGUACGGUCUUGAUUUGUUACUUAGUAACAUUUGGAAGCUAUUUUACGACCUCCUGGUGUUUGUAAAUCCAUUCCUUUUAAGGUUUUUGAUAGACUUUGCUGAGGACAGCGAUCAGCCACAGUGGAAGGGAUAUGUCUACAGUGCGGGCUUUAUAGUGGUUAUCAUCCUACAGAGCUUGUUUUUCCACAACAUGACUCAUAAAACUAUGACUCUUGGAAUACGAGUUAGGUCCGCUUUGAUAUCUUCAAUAUUUAAAAAGUCACUCACAACAAACAAUCAAGCACGAACAGAAUCAACGACCGGAGAGAUUGUUAAUCUUAUGUCAGUUGACGCUGAACAUGUGAAGGACCUGUGUGGCUACAUCUGGGGAAUUUGGUCCUGCCCCUUACAGAUAAUCCUCUCCCUCAUCUUCCUGUACUUCACUGUCGGGUAUUCCAUGUUUGCUGGGCUUGGAGUAAUGGUCCUGCUUGUGCCGUUGAAUUGGUUUAUAACGACGAAACUUCAGGGUUAUGAAGAAAUGCAAAUGGCAUUUAAAGAUUCAAGAAUUAAGUUGAUGACGGAAAUCUUGAACGGAAUAAAGAUUUUGAAGUUAUACGCAUGGGAGAUAGCUUUUGGAGAGAAAGUAACAAAGAUAAGAGGAAAGGAAUUAAACGUUUUGUUAAAACAGCAACUGAUGUACAGUGUGACUACAUUCUCUUGGACUGUUGCCCCAUUUGCCGUCGGUUUGGCCACGUUUGCAACCUACAUCUUCACGAAAGAUGACCACAGGUUCGAUCCUCAGACAGCUUUCGUGGCCAUGACGUUGUUUAACAUAUUACGGUUUGGACUCAAUGUUGCACCUAUGAUAGUUAUGGAGCUCAUUAAGAGCACUGUGUCAAUAAAAAGAAUACAACACUACCUCAACUCGAAUGAUAUUGAUACCACAUGUGUCCAACAUGUUUCUGAUGGUAAAAACGCAGUUUCCAUUCGGAACGGAACAUUUUCUUGGGACAACAAAAUUGGCCCUUGUCUAAAACAAAUUAAUCUGGAUAUCCCACGGGGAAGUUUAGUUGCGGUUGUUGGCAGCGUAGGAGCAGGAAAGUCCUCACUAUUGUCAGCAAUUCUUGGUGAAAUGGACAAGGUCACAGGGACAGUUAAUGUCGAUGGAUCACUUGCAUACGUUUCCCAGCAGGCUUGGAUACAGAACGCAUCAGUGAAAGACAAUAUACUAUUUGGAAAUGCUUUAGACGAAACUCGGUAUGACAAAGUAGUGGAGUCGUGUUCUCUUAAAAGUGAUCUUGACAUUCUACCAGCGGGUGACGAUACUGAAAUUGGUGAAAAGGGUAUCAACUUAAGUGGUGGCCAGAAACAGAGGGUUAGUGUGGCGAGAGCGGUUUACUUUGACAACGAUAUAUACAUCCUGGACGAUCCCUUAAGCGCAGUUGAUUCACAUGUUGGAAAGCAUAUUUUUGAAAAUGUUGUUGGAAAAGAUGGGCUUCUUAAAGAAAAGACGCGAAUUCUCGUUACACACGGGAUUCACUGGCUGCCUUCAGUAGACAGGAUCAUUGUGCUGACACAGGGUCGAAUAUCGGAGGUCGGGUCGUAUGACCAGUUGAUCGAGCACGAUGGGGCUUUCGCAUCCUUUUUGAGAACCUAUCUGACUGAACAUGCUGAGUCAGACUCUGAGAGUGAAGAUGAGGAAGUUCACGACUUCAAGGUCACCAUGCUACAACGACUCUUAUCAAUACACUCAGAUGACGAUGUGCCACCAAAGCCUGUUAUCAAACGGUCGAAAUCCCAGCGGACGUCUGAGUCUGUGGCUACACUAAAGAAUACAGAAGCGUCCACGGGGUCCGAAGUCAAAAAUGGACUUGGAGAUAAAGCUAAACUUAUAGAUGAGGAAGAGGUGGAAGUUGGAAAUGUUAAGUGGGGCGUUUAUGCACAAUAUGCAAGGGCCAUUGGACUCAAGUACACUUUUGUUAUUAUUGGCAUGUAUUGUGUCUACGAAGGGUUAUCGAUAUUUGCUAGUGUUUGGCUAAGCAACUGGACCUCCGACCCCGACUUACAGGAUGUAGAACACUACCCGCCUGACAGUGAAGCUAGGAGAGAAUUAAACGAUUACUAUCUUUCAAUUUAUGGUGAAUUAGGUAUUGCACAAGGUAUCGCUGUGUUUAGCUAUGCCAUCAUUCAGGCCUUUCGAGCAGUCCGUGCCUCCAAACAUCUGCACCGCAACAUGUUAAUGAGUGUUUUGCGUGCUCCAAUGUCUUUUUUCGAUACAACUCCAGUUGGUCGAAUUGUUAAUAGGUUCUCGCAGGAUGUUGAAUCUGUGGAUAUGUCUCUACCGGAGCACUUGGUCGAUGUUAUCUACAGCGUCUUCUCAGCUUGCAGCAUCUUUAUUAUAAUCUUGUACAGUACGCCUAUCUUUGUCACUAUCAUCGUGCCAAUUGGUUUUGUGUACAUUUGCAUUCAGAGAUUUUACAUCCCAACAUCACGUCAACUCAAGCGAUUGGAAUCCAAGACAAGGUCGCCUAUCUACAGUCACUUUGGGGAGAGUCUAUCUGGCGUUAGCACCAUCAGAGCAUUUGGCGUUCAGGACAGAUUUAUACUGGAAUCUGAAACAAGACUUGAUUGCAACCAAGAGUAUGCCUAUGUGAAUAUUGUUGUGAAUAGAUGGCUUGGUAUACGACUAGAGAUUCUCGGAGCCUUUGUUGUUCUAGGAGCGGCUUUGUUUUCUGUACUUGAAAGGGAAAACAUCAAUAGUUCGAUCGUCGGACUGUCCGUAUCGUAUGCACUUCAGAUUACAGACAAUCUAACGUGGCUUGUUCGAAUGGUGAGCGAGUUUGAAACCAACAUUGUAAGCGUCGAGAGAAUCGCACAGUACUCCUCUAUAACAACAGAGGCUUCCUUGCACACAGACGAGUAUUUGUCGGAAGACUGGCCUUCUAAGGGAGAAAUUCAGUUGUGUUCCUACUCCACCCGAUACAGAGAGGGCCUGCCUCUUGUUCUCAAAAGUUUGGACGUGAAUUUCAGUGCUGGGCAAAGAAUCGGUAUUGUCGGACGAACUGGUGCGGGGAAAUCCUCACUGACUCUGGCCCUCUUCCGUCUGAUAGAGCCCUCUAGCGGGAAAAUCAUCAUUGACGGCAGAGAUGUGAGCAGGCUUGGACUGGCGGACCUUCGGUCUAGGCUUACAAUAUUGCCGCAGGAGCCGGUGUUAUUUUCCGGCAGUCUGAGGAUGAAUCUGGACCCAAUGGAUGAGCAAUCAGACUCCGAUGUUUGGGAUUCACUUGAACACGCCCAUCUUAAGACAUUUGUUGAAGAACUGCCCACACGAUUGGAGUACGAAGUUGGCGAGGGAGGACAGAAUCUGAGCGUUGGCCAAAGACAAUUGGUUUGUCUAGCGCGAAGUCUGCUACGUAGAGGCAAAAUUCUGGUGUUGGACGAAGCAACAGCUGCCGUAGAUUUGGAAACAGAUGCGCUCAUUCAGGAUACCAUUCGGCAAGAAUUCAAAGAUUGCACCGUUCUCACCAUUGCCCAUCGACUUAAUACAGUCAUUGACUAUGAUAGAAUCCUGGUUUUGAGCGAGGGGGAGGUCAAAGAGUUUGACAAUCCUCAGAACCUUCUACAAGAUACACGAUCCAUAUUUUACAGUAUGGCGAAGGACGCGGGACUUGUUUAAGAAAUUCAUAUUGAUAUUAUUACUUUUACUAACAUUUCAUCACUGUCAAAUAAUGCUCAAUCAAUCAUCUCAACAAUAAUCGAGUAGAUGUUUUAUUAAUCUAUCAUUGAUAGCACUUGGUUGCGAUAUCCAAUCAAUCUUCCCAGAAUUGUCUAGCACCAUUGGAAGAUUUGUCGCGCAUAAAUUCGACCUCUUAUAUAACAGGGACACACUUCAAGGUCACACUUUUAGGGUCAUCGUUGGACAGCAAAGACUUCAUAGUUCAGCCAAAAUAUAAUUUAUGAGUUCAAUUAAUCAUAGAUUUGCACUGCACCUUGUUAAAAAGCGUCGCGUCUAUAUGUUUCAUCUCAACAAUUAAGGUCACAUUGUGAGGUCAAGUUGCAUGUUACAACCGUUACAAUUGCAUAUUAUAUUUCAUAACAGUAUUUUGUGUUUUAGCCUACAUUUGAUUUUAAAUAUCAAGGAAAAUUUACAAUUUUCUCUAACUACAAUAGAAUAGUUUUAAUGCAUGACAGUUGUUCAUUCAUCAAAAGGCCGUGGCAACGUUCUGGUGUCAGUAUUCCAUAAUAUGGAUUCUUUAGCGAUUAUUCUUAUCCCAGCCAUAGCGUUUUCCUGUAAUAUUAUGAUUAAAAUCAAUGUUUUGUAGAGCACAAUUUUGCGGCAUUUGUUGAGAUAAUUGGAAUAUUAACAAAACCUUUUAUUUAACAUAAAUGUAUUUGUUAUAUGUUAAUGGAUAAUCGUCUGUCAGGGACAUUUGUCACCUUUUUGUGACAGCUCUUGAUAUUUUCUAUUUUUGUUUGGUUGUGAAAAUCGAUGUAAUACCGGUAGGUGUAUUUAUAUUUUCAGCAGCAUAUUAUUGUUCUUGUUUUUUUGCACGAACUUUUCAUAUACACAUAUAUGGUUAUUGCAAUGGACAGACAAUCCAGCGAUUCGAGUCCGAUUACUGGAAGUGGCGGACAUUUUAUAUGAAUAUAUACACCUUUGUCGUUCAUUAGCAGUCAUAGUGUAUCUACGGUGGGAUUCAGCAACUAUCUCCGUUGUUGGAUCCUUAAGUUACAAAUGUGCAUGUUUGUAUUCGUCUUUAAAGAAUUGCGAGCAUAAUUAUUGUACAGACAUUUGCUUUCAUUAACAGCUGACUAUUAUUUACGUUUUGAAAAACAUCACUUACUGAUUUUGUAUUUGUUUUUAUUGUAAUGCCAUUUAUGAGUGCUCAGAUUGUCCAAGGUUUUUAAAUGUGGUUGUAAUCUUUUACUAUUUGUCAUUUUUAUUUUAAUCAGCAAUUUAUAUACAAAAGAAAGCUUCGAACAAUAAAUGUUUGCGAACGCA